CGAUCUAAGCAUAGCCUUUUUUUCUUCUUUGCCUUUGUUGAUUAGUUUUCUGUCAUGGAGCUAUUCUUUCUGCUGUUGUGUAUUCCAAUUCUGUACCUUUUCUUCAUAUUGUGGAAGCGGGUCAAUGAUUCGAGAGACCAACAAUGUUACAUUUUGGAUUACCAAUGUUACAAGCCGAGUGAUGAUAGGAUGGUCGGGACUGAAUUCUGUGGGGAGGUUAUAAAACGAAACAAGAACCUCGGACUCAACGAGUACAAGUUCUUGUUGAAAGCCGUUGUGAGUUCGGGCAUCGGAGAACAAACAUACGCCCCGAGAAUCAUGUUUUCCGGCAGAGAAGAGUGUCCGAAAUUGGAAGAUGGAAUCUUGGAAAUGGAAGAGUUUUUCUGCGACAGCAUCGGGAAGUUGUUAUCAAGGGCUGGCAUUUCUCCUCAGGAAAUUGAUCUCUUGGUCGUCAAUAUCUCCAUGUUUGCCGCAGUUCCUUCUCUGUCUUCCCGAAUCAUAAAUCACUACAAAAUGCGAUCAGACAUCAAGUCUUUUAACUUAACAGCAAUGGGGUGCAGUGCAAGUGUGAUUUCCCUCGAUAUUAUUCGUAAUGUCUUCAAAUCUUACAAGAACAAGUUCGCUUUGCUUGUAACAUCCGAGUCGUUGAGUCCUAACUGGUAUGCCGGCAACAACAGAUCGAUGAUUCUUGCGAAUUGUUUGUUCCGUUCCGGUGGCUGUGCAAUACUUUUGACGAACAACAAGGCCUUAAAACAUAAAGCAAUGUUCAAACUGAAAUGCUUGGUGAGAACACAUCAUGGAGCCAUAGACGAGUCAUAUGAUUGCUGUGUCCAAAAAGAAGACGAUGAAGGAAGGACGGGAUUUCACCUUAGCAAAACCCUUCCAAAAGCAGCAACUCGUUCUUUAGUGGACAAUCUAAGGACCAUCACCCCAAAGAUCCUGCCCUUCCGUGAACUGCUUCGGUUCAUGGUGGUUUCACUCGUUAAAAAAUGGAACAUCCGCCAUGGUUCCAGCCCUAAGGGAGCUCCUCAAGGACCGAUCAAAGCAGGGGUGAACUUCAAGAGCGGAGUGGAGCAUUUCUGUAUCCACACGGGAGGCAAAGCAGUGAUCGAUGGGAUAGCAGCAAGCCUUGAUUUGAGUGAUUAUGAUUUGGAACCGGCCAGGAUGACGCUGCAUCGAUAUGGGAACACUUCAGCAAGCAGUCUUUGGUACGUUUUAGCAUACAUGGAAGCCAAGAAGAGGUUGAAGAAAGGGGACAGGGUUUUCAUGAUAAGCUUUGGGGCUGGGUUUAAAUGCAACAGUUGUUUGUGGGAGGUUACGAGGGAUUUAGGCGAUGGGAAUGUGUGGAAAGAUGAAGUCCACAGAUUCCCACCAAAGACAUUGGUUAAUCCUUACAUGGAAAAGUAUGGUUGGAUUCAAGAUGAAGAUCCUAGCACCUUCAAAAUCCCAGAGGAUUAACUACUCUCGAAAGGUAACCUCCAAAAAUAAAACAUAUUUAUAAAUUUGACAAUUGGAUUUCUUUGUAUACAGUAAAUCCCCAGUUGGAUUCAUAAACAAUGAUGAGACUUUGUCGUUUUAAUUA
Molecule: messenger RNA, 1582 nt
Organism: Hibiscus syriacus
Lineage: Eukaryota; Viridiplantae; Streptophyta; Magnoliopsida; Malvales; Malvaceae
Product: 3-ketoacyl-CoA synthase 12-like
Exons: 1
Coding region: 55-1458 (467 amino acids)
Biological process (GO): fatty acid biosynthetic process
Cellular component (GO): membrane
Molecular function (GO): acyltransferase activity, transferring groups other than amino-acyl groups
Source: RefSeq, a predicted model, not a curated record